CUGUUGGGUCUGUGUCCAUAUCGUUGGUUGCUUCCGCACAGGAUUCGACGUGACAACAACAACACCAUCACCAGCACCUAGCGAGGCAUGCCUGAAUUCCAGGGGGACAGAACAGUGCGCCAUGCCGUUAAUUAUUGAACUGGGGAAAUUUUGUCAGCAGCCGAAGAAUCUGUUGUGGAAAAUACGUGUAGUCAAAACAACUGUUUCAAAGAAAGUGAUUGCCUUAUUUUUUGUCGCUGUCAUAUGCGUUGUUCAUUUCUGGCGUCAGCACCCAGUCAGAAGCCAGCACCCAGUCAGAAGCUCGUCCAGGCCGAAGCUAUACGUCACCAGCAAUGGGAGGCUGGGUAAUCAGCUGUUUCAGUACGCUUCGCUGAUUGGACUGGCAAAGACUAACAAUAUGACUCCCGUCAUUCAAGCUGAAAGUGAUUUGUGGAACGUCUUCAAGAUAUGGGGUGAAGCCGGGUAUGAAAGUGAUCUGCCGCAUGCUGUCGUUUUUAGAGACUCUAGGGCGGGUGUCUUCGUCAAGGAACUGACUGCUUUGUCAGAAAGUACCAUAAUUGACAGUUAUGUGCAAUCAUAUAAAUAUUUCGAAAACGUGAAAGUUGAAAUUUCCAAGCAGCAUCUUGCCUUCAAGGAUAAUAUUCAGCGAAGUGCCACGGAUUAUAUUGCACGGGUACUUCAAGAGAAAGGGAGGCCACUCGCCAAAGUUGUCGGCGUACAUAUCCGACGAACUGACUUCUCGCAAAGGACUAGGGUGGGAUAUUCCGCAGCCUCGCGGCCAUAUCUGUACAGGGCUAUGAAUUAUUUCCAGCGAAAAUACGACGACGUUGUGUUCAUUGUAGCCAGCGAUGAUAUAGACUGGUGCCGGGAGAAGACUGUAGGCCCAUACAACAUUCAUUUCUCCCAGACCCAAAGUAGCACCUUAGACAUGGCGGUUCUUGUGAACUGCGAUGACGUCAUAAUAACGACUGGGAGUUUCUCAUGGUGGAUUGGCUACUUGAACAAAGGUCUGACUGUGUAUUACAGAGAUUUCCCCAGGGCAGGAACGUGGUUGGCGUCGCUUUACGCAAAAGAAGAUUACUAUCCACCAGAGUGGAUUCCAUUGUGAUGAAAGGAAAAAGCCAAAAACAUUAGGCCCUACAGGGCAAAAUAUUAAAGCAUUU
Molecule: messenger RNA, 1163 nt
Organism: Liolophura sinensis
Lineage: Eukaryota; Metazoa; Mollusca; Polyplacophora; Chitonida; Chitonidae
Product: galactoside 2-alpha-L-fucosyltransferase Sec1-like
Exons: 2
Coding region: 122-1108 (328 amino acids)
Biological process (GO): carbohydrate metabolic process
Cellular component (GO): membrane
Molecular function (GO): galactoside 2-alpha-L-fucosyltransferase activity
Source: RefSeq, a predicted model, not a curated record